This is a messenger RNA of Ilyonectria robusta, 3033 nucleotides long. RefSeq lists its product as uncharacterized. The record is from RefSeq and is a predicted model, not a curated record. The transcript has 2 exons. Bases 106 to 2823 code for a protein of 905 amino acids. NCBI's taxonomy places the organism in Eukaryota, Fungi, Ascomycota, Sordariomycetes, Hypocreales, Nectriaceae.
GUCGCUCAUCACAGGAAAGCCCAGGCGGACGGGCUGGAUCUCGACAAACAAUUGCGACUUGCACCACCAGAGAUAUUCCCUCGGCGCACCGAUAUAGUGAUCGCCAUGGCUUCCGAAUACAGAAUUCACAAGCCGUCCGUGCUGGCGACACUUCCCCGGCCCCUCGACCACACCGAAGGCCGCAUCGUUGCCCGGGAAGUCUACGGCCAGCGCGAUGACCAGAAGAAGAGGAAGAGGACCGAGUUGGCUGUUGGUGUUGAUGGAGAGACUGCAAGUAUCUACGAUGUUCCGGCAUCGAGACUGAUCACUUCUUACCCGAUUCCUCCCCAAGAGUCCUUCACUUGCCCCCCGUACUCGGUUAGAAUCCGACGUGCUGGCAACGCCGAUGUCUCGCGAUACACCUACAUUGCUACGAGAGACUCGGCCGGCCAGAAGAUCACUCUUUUCAAAGACGUCGUGCAUCGCGACGGUAAGACGACCUCGACGACGACGUCAUCCCAGAUCCUCCAGACCUCGCCUAUCCAAUACAUCACCUGUUCCUCCAGCCCUUCCGAAACCGCUACUGUGGGCGACAUUGUCACAGUUUGUAAGAACGGCGAGUUUGUUUCCCUCUCGGGCGAGACCCUCUCAGUCCAGUGGACUACCUCUUCAAAAUCUACGGUCCAGGACAGUGUCGCAACCCACAUUGACGAGUUCGAGGUGGACUACGUGACUUCGGGCACAAUGGCAGAGUUUAGCGAGGGCAUUUUCAAGCAACGACCCGAGGUUUUCAGCGCCCUUCCCAAGACCCCGAACUCCGAACCCGAACUCUUGGUCCUGGUAUCGAAAUGCGUCAGCCAGGGUCAGGAGAGCCGCCACGCGGUUGUUCUCGCAGCAGCCUCGGGGGCGUCUUCCACAGCUGAGAUUCAGAAGCUUUCUCCCUUAGAAAUCGUUCCCAUUCCCGCUCCCUCGGGUGAGAAGGCCAAUGCGCCUUCAUACCAGGUGGACAUCCAGGCAGGUGUAUUAUUGCAAUUACAGCAGGGAUCCCUGAGCGUCUACGAUCUCACUACCUCAGUCCCCAAGCUUAAGUCUGUGGUGCAUAUGGACAACACCGUGUCAUUCUCUCGUCUUUCUCGACCCUUCGUCCUGGGAUGUUCACUCGACUCGAUCGGCCUGUACAACUACCAGUAUCGUUCGAUCCAUGCCAAUGCCCCAUUGGACUUGUCCGAGUUGCCUGCCGAAUGCCAAAAACCCAAGUCUUGCCAGUUGAUUAGUUAUCUCCGAAGCCAGGAUCUCGUUGUUGCCCUGGUUGACAAUGUUCUUGUCUCAAUCCAAGUCGAGCCCCCUAAGAGCCACGGCAAACGACGAAAGCAGGGUCUCCUGAUCGACUCUAUUGGUCGAGGAACCGCGGUUGAGGUCCCGGCCAAGAAGUCAAAGUCGGAGAAGGCGUCACUUGAAUUCUCGCGACAAGUCCCUGGUACCAUGACCGAGGAAUAUCUCGCUAAGGUCCGCAGCGAGUUGGAGUCGGCAGAUGGGUUCCUCGGCACUGGCGACUUGGCUCAGUGGGAGUCGCUACUACGCAAGCGAUUCCGCAUGGCUGUUCGCGGCGCUGCUGAGGGGACGGAUGGAAAGGCAGAGCCGGAUUCCCAAGACCUACCGGAGUGGGAAUGGCUUCCAGGCCAGUCAUCCUAUACCGCGGUGGACCGUCGUUGGGUUUCAUAUGCAAUCAGCCGAGUUUUCUCCAUCUCCGUGACUGAGGGUGAGGUACCGCGGCCAAUGCUCCAACUGAUCAUGCCCGACAGUAACGUCACCUCCUACCUCGUUGUGGCUGGUCAUCUUACAUUGUCGAAUCUAAAGUCCGCAUUCCGGGAUGAGUUUGACGCCGAGGCACUUGACAGCAAGAACCUGGCUAACGACCUCCUUUCAUGCCUGACCGAUUCUGACCCAUCGAUGACUCUACUACUCAACUACCUCCAGGCCACUCAACUUGGUGAACUAGAGCUUCUGCUGGCCAUUCGAGCACUCAUGCUCAACCUGGACCUAAUUUCCGAGCAGAAGAAGUCCGCCAACACCAAACUCCUCAAGAAUGAGGCACACGAGGGAGAUGAGAACUACGAUAUGGACUUGGACGACCUGGAGCGAGAUAUCGCCAUCACUGAGUUCUACCUCGGAGAUGACAGCAGCAGCCGUUCACGUGGCUUGACCCUGGCCUUGGCGAAACUCUGGCGACUGCCCGCCAUCACCACGGUCAAGGCUCUCCGGGCGACGCUUAAGACCGAGGAGAUAUUGUCACUCAUCUACACACUUCGCGUGGAGCUCGUCAGAGGCGCAUGGACGUCGCUGUACAUUGAUCCCACUAGUUUUGAUUCAGAAGGCAAUGACCCUCCACCUGAUGGAGUCAUCACCCUCAUCUCGGACCUUUUGGGGCGGUGCUUGGAUGCCGUAGGAGCCGGAGGCUGGCUCUUCAACGACUCUAUCUCAUCAACCGACAAGGCCGAGGCCGGCGACUUUUUGACGGCGUUGAAGCUUGAAGUAACUGCGGCGUUGGAAGGUUUGGAGGAGGCUGUGUACCUCAAUGGCAUUGUGGGCGAGGCAGUCCAAUUUGGGUUGGCGGCGCAGAAGGGAGGGGCUACACGACAGACAUGGAACACAAACAAGCCGAUCCCGAUGCAACUGGAGGGUCGAGAGUCUCGACUCCUGCCGCUGGGUCUCAAAACUAAGCAAUUGCCUACCAAGGACAAGGUGGUGUCUGGAGGUGAAGUUGUGGAGAGGAGCUUGCGAGAACGGGGCCACCUGAUCAGUCAGAAGGUAGAGGCAUACUCGCUAGAGAAGCUGGCGAUUUGAGCCGCAUCCUUCACUUGGACAAAGGUUGAGGACUGAAGGUUCAGGCAACAGAGAUCUGGACCGCGGAGAUAGGGCAGAUGUUGCAAAAUGGUGUGCCGACACAUGUGAUGCGGCUGAAAAUGGAGAACGACACCAGGGAUUCGGCACAUGGCUUGGCUUGGCAUUGAAAGGCAUAUGGUCAGCAGAUGAGGGACAGGGCGAGGUCCCAAC